AUGAUCACCAGGAUCUUUGUCUUCUUAUUCUGGCUCGAUCUCAUUCUCGGGCACCCGACGUUGCCCUUGUCUGUAUCAUAUAACACGGCCAUUGCAUCUAGCCAACUAGAUCAGCUCGCCCAAUUUGCACUGAAUGUGACAAAAAGCGCGAUCGGUUCAAGCGGCAAUUGCACUCUCGAAAAUCUGCACAUCCGCCGGGACUGGAGAGCUUUUUCCAAUAUCGAAAAGAAAGCUUACAUUAACUCUGUGCUGUGUUUACAGAAAUUACCAGCUCGUACACCUUCUGACUUGGCCGCCGGGGCCAAGACUCGAUACGACGACUUCGUAGCCACUCACAUCAAUCAGACUCUCUUGAUUCACCGCACGGGAACAUUUUUAGGAUGGCACCGAUGGUUUAUCUAUGAAUUUGAAUCGGCUCUGCGAGAUGAAUGUGACUAUCAUGGCGAUUAUCCAUACUGGGACUGGGGUGCUGACGCCGAUGACAUGGAACGUUCGGAACUGUUUGAUGGCAGUGACACCUCAAUCUCAGGAAAUGGACUCUGGACACCAUCUGAGCUUGAUAUCAAGCGGUUCAACAACUAUACGUCGAUUGUUCACUUGAUCCUCAAUAAUGACAACGUUUGGGAUUUUCAAACAGAGCUACAGGGCGUUCCUGGAAGCGGUGCUCUGGGAGUUCAUGGUGGAGGUCAUUACUCCAUGGGAGGCGAUCCUGGUCGUGACGCGGAUGGAAGUCCAGGCGAGCCGGGGUUUUGGCAUCAUCAUGGGAUGAUAGAUCGUGUGUGGUGGAUAUGGCAAAGUCUGGAUCUGGAAAUGCGGCAGAAUGCGAUCUCGGGAACGGGUACAUUUAUGAACCAGCCUGCUUCUCCUAAUACGACACUAGAUACGGUUGUCAAUAUCGGAUAUGCCAACUCUGGUCCUGUUAUAAUGAAAGAUCUUAUGAGCACGACGGCUGGGAAGUUCUGCUAUGUCUAUGUGUGA
Molecule: messenger RNA, 978 nt
Organism: Penicillium brevicompactum
Lineage: Eukaryota; Fungi; Ascomycota; Eurotiomycetes; Eurotiales; Aspergillaceae
Product: tyrosinase family protein
Exons: 4
Coding region: 1-978 (325 amino acids)
Molecular function (GO): oxidoreductase activity
Source: RefSeq, a predicted model, not a curated record